Molecule: messenger RNA, 465 nt
Organism: Gongylonema pulchrum
Lineage: Eukaryota; Metazoa; Nematoda; Chromadorea; Rhabditida; Gongylonematidae
Source: the annotation of a GenBank genome assembly
AUGAUUGGAGUUAUAUCGAAUCUCCAGGAUAUCCUGACGGAUAUUCAGUUGGUGACUCGUGCAACUGGCUUAUCGAAACCAGCGAAGGCUAAAUUUUGUGUAUAUUUGUUUCUCCAGCUUGCAAAGAAAACCCGGGUGUUUUUCUCACGUUUUUUUUUUUCAGACAAAAGAAUCGAAAUCAGCUUUGUGGAAGAUUUUGGAAUAUUUUGCUCAAGUACUUGUGUCGAUUUUGUAGAACUGAAAAUUGGCAACGACAUGGGUAAUACUGGUUAUAGGAUAUGCUGCUAUGAUAAACCAGAUGAAUCACUUGUAUCGGCUCAGCAUCUCGCAGUGAUUAUUUUCCGGACAACUGUCGGCGAGGAUGUAGGCUUUAAACUUAAAUUCCGGAAAAGUAAGUGCCUUGCAAGAUUUCGAGAAUUUAGAAACAGAUUUGCUUGGAAACUUCGAAAAGCUGUUAUUCCUUAA